Molecule: messenger RNA, 1164 nt
Organism: Aureobasidium vineae
Lineage: Eukaryota; Fungi; Ascomycota; Dothideomycetes; Dothideales; Saccotheciaceae
Source: the annotation of a GenBank genome assembly
AUGAAGACAUCAUCUAUCCUCGCCGCAUGCGCGUCUGGCCUUGCCGUACAGGCUUUCAGCGUUCCGAGAAUCGCCCAGAAUGCAGUCCAGCAAGUGCAAGGCUUCAUGUCGCCUGAGCAGUACCUGAUCGAGCUUGCUCCUGGCGAGACCAAGUGGGUAACCGACGCAGAGAAGUGGGCACUGAGAAGGGAAGGCAUCUCGUUCUUCGACAUCACCGACACACCUGACUUGGGCUCCGUGCCAAAGUCCAACGCCGCCGUCAAGUUCCCAGCUCAUACCGAGUACAAUGCUACUGUCAAGGGCCUCGCCGGCAACCUGACCAAGUCGAACAUGCACGACCACCUCGAGACCUUCACCGCCUUCCACACACGCUACUACAAGAGUGAAUACGGCGCCAAGUCAUCCUUCUGGCUGCUCGGCCAGGUCAACGACACUCUGGCACAUGCCGGAGCUCUGAAGCACGGUGCAAGCGUCAAGCACUUUGAGCAUGCUUGGGGACAAAACUCCAUCAUUGCCACCCUUCCCGGCAAGACAAACAAGACGGUUGUCAUUGGCGCCCAUCAGGACAGCAUCAACCUCUUCUUCCCUUCGCUUCUUGCCGCUCCUGGUGCUGAUGAUGACGGUUCCGGCACUGUCACCAUCCUCGAAGCUUUGCGUGUCCUGCUCCUCAACCAGGACAUCAUCCAAGGCAAGCAAGAGAACACUGUCGAGUUUCACUGGUACAGUGCCGAAGAAGGUGGUCUGCUAGGAUCUCAAGCCAUCUUCCAGACCUAUGAGAAGGCUGGUCGUGACGUCAAGGCUAUGCUUCAGCAAGACAUGACCGGCUACGUCCAGCAGACUUUGGAUGCAGGCGAGCCUGAGAGUGUCGGUGUCAUUACCGAUUUUGUCGACCCUGGUCUCACCGAGUUCAUCAAGAAGGUCGUGACCACAUACUGCGACAUCCCUUACGUACUGACCAAGUGUGGCUACGCAUGCUCUGAUCACGCCAGCGCCAGCAAGGCCGGUUACCCCAGUGCCUUUGUGAUUGAAAGUGACUUCAAAUACAGCGACAACAAGAUCCACACGACUGAGGACAAGAUCGAGUAUUUGAACUUCGAUCACAUGCUCCAGCACGCAAAGCUUACUCUUGGCCUCGCCUUUGAGCUCGCCUUUGCUCGUUUCUGA